UUUGUUCCAAUAGAUUUUGGUCAAAUUUGGUCUACCAAUGCAAAGAAACUUGCAAGUCUGGCCACCGUAGCCAGGAAGCCACGACGCCCCACUACUCUACGCGAGAAUGAUGUUGACGAUCCGCUCAUGCCACCUGGUCUUCAUCCUCUCAUUUCAUCUUUAUUUCCAGGCAACCGUAGCUUCGAAAAAUUUCGUGCUUCGAAGCCUGCAAUGCCUUUCAGAUACUUGGUAUCCCGAUCUCUUUCUUAUGCUGCUCACUCCAGACCAUUUUAUCCGGCAGUUGCUGAGUACGGCCCGAAACGGCUAGACAACUUGAUUCCCGGGAAGGUUUACUUGUGGUGCGCCUGUGGUUUGAGUAAAUCUCAGCCUUGGUGUGAUGGAUCACACAAACCUACUCACUUUCGUCCGCUCCGAUGGGUUGUCCCGGCAGCCAAACCCGAUUCCGUCCAAGCUUCUUCCCAUUUCAUUUGCCAAUGCAAGUAUUCGUCGACACCCCCGCUAUGUGACAGCACACACAACCAGCUUCAUCAAGAAGUAGCAGACCGUCAGACACAUUGUUCAUGUUCCCAUGCCGGCAACGCACCUCAGUACAUUCUGCCCGAUGGGCAACGCACUUUUUGUGAUCGCUGUGGGAAUGUCACAUCCAAUGUGCCAUCCUGAUGCCUUAUCAUUACCAUACGUCUUAUUGAAACCUGGUUUUCCAGGUACAAAACAAAAAUCGCUUGUCUUAGUCCCCAGUCUUUUCGUUCUCUGCAUAUUCAGGUCAUAGUUUCAUGCUAUAUUCGUUCUUCAACCUAUUCACAUGUCAAUGACAGUACAGUCGUAGAAACUUCACUCUGUUAAGGAAACCCUCAUUAGAUCCUCUAUUCCGCAUCCUUCCUCAAGAGGAGUCAUCACUGUAAAUGAA
Molecule: messenger RNA, 907 nt
Organism: Opisthorchis viverrini
Lineage: Eukaryota; Metazoa; Platyhelminthes; Trematoda; Opisthorchiida; Opisthorchiidae
Exons: 3
Cellular component (GO): intracellular membrane-bounded organelle
Molecular function (GO): 2 iron, 2 sulfur cluster binding
Source: RefSeq, a predicted model, not a curated record